AUGAAAAAAUUACUUUUCCUUACACUUAUUUUAAUUUCAAUUUCACGAGCUGCUUUACCUUGUAAUAGUAGCUGCUAAUGUGACCCUGGAUCUAAUGUUUGCUUGAGAUGUGAACUUGAUUUUAUUGGAAGCUAAAUAGAUUAGUAUUAGAGAUCGUGUCCUUGUCCUGAAAACUACUAUAGGACUCCCUAUGUUGAUUGUGAGUACAUAUAUACUGAUAGUUAAUACAGUCCAGGAUGUGCUGAAAACUGUAGAGACUAUGCUACUCUAGAAGAAGCUAAGGUAGCAUGCAAUCUUGAUCCUUCUUGCUAAGCUAUUACAUGGAGUUUUGCUGGUGUUGGAGGAUCAGCUUCUACCAAUCCUAUUGGUAAUGGCCACGGAUAUUAACUCAGAGCUUCAAAUUUUGGUGCUCUUUUUUUACCUAACAAAGAGAAUACCUGGGUUAAAGGAAGUUGCCCUGCAAAUAAUAAUGUCAAUGCUAAUUAUGACGGUCAAUGUGAUUUUUAAGGGUAAUAAGGUGCUACUCUAAAUGGAUGCGUUUAAGAUUGUAAGGAUUUCGCUACUUUACAGGAUGCUGAAAAUGCAUGUAGAGCUGAUCCUAACUGUGGUGGAGUCACAUUUAGCAGAGCAGAGCUCGGUGGUUCUGCUUCUACAAAUGCUUAUAAUGGUGUUUACGGUUUCUAGUUAAGAGCUGGAAGACAUUUUGACUACUCUUAAAACGGUGAAAAUUCUUGGAAAAAGCAAAUUUGCAAUGGCUGCUCAUACGGUUAUGCUAAUGGUGAGUAUAGUGGAGGAUGUGUUUAGGGUUGCUAGGAUUUUGCAACUCUAGACGAAGCUAAAGUAGCAUGUAAUGCUGAUCCCUCUUGCAAAGCCGUUACUUGGAGUUUUGCAGCUGUAGGAGGACCAAAUGCAUCAAAUGCAAGUGGAAAUGGUCAUGGCUACUAACUAAGAGCAUCUAGUUCAGGCUCUAUAUUCAAACCUAACUAAGAAAAUAGUUGGAUAAAAGAUUAGUGUCCUGAUCCUCAGCUUCCAGAUAAUCCUUGUGAUUUUGAGGCUUAUUAAGGUUCACAAAUUCUAGGAUGUGACUAGAACUGCAUAGAUUUCUCAAAUUUGAAUGAUGCUCUUAAUGCUUGUAGAGCAGAUCCAAAUUGUGGUGGAGUAACUUUCAGUAGAAGCUCUUUAGGAGGUUCAGCUUCUACAAAUGCCUACGAUGGUGUAUGGGGUUACUAGCUUAGAUCUGGAAAUGUACUAGUUUAAUCUUAGAAUGGUGAAAACUCUUGGUUAAAGGUAAACUGUCCUUAUAAUUUCUUUAAUUGUGCUCAUCUCUUAACUGGAGCAAGCUAGUUAGAUGCAUGCUAAAUAAGUAUAGCUGAGUAAAUGUCAGCAAUUAUAGUAGACACACUCUGUUAUUUUGAUACAGAAAAUGACCAAUCUUUUGUGAAUUCAAUCGUGACUUUAGAUCUGACAUAAACAGUACUACCAGUAUGUUGCUAUCCUGAAAUUAUUACAAAAGUUUAAUAUGAAAACCCUAAUACUUCAAUCUAUGAAGACCUGCCCAGCUAAUACGUUACAGCCGGAGCUAAUGGAUAAUAAUCGAUAAAAAUUCCUUUAAUCGAUAUCUAUAACUUAGCUUAUUCAACAACAGUGGGACCAAGUUAAAUUUCUCAGGUUGUAUAUUUGUAAAUAUUGAUUGGAACUUCACUAUCAUUUGACAGAAUUCAUAAAUGGUGCCUCUACGUCUAUACUGAAAGAAAUGAAACUCAUACAUUCUAGAUAGAUGUUGACAAACAGACUACUUAAAAUUGUACUGUAGGUAAUUGCGUCAUCAUAGCAGAUUUAAGCGUUACAGGAUAAAUAUAUACUGAUAACACAUACACAACUAUCUAAGACCCUAGUCAUUCUUACGUGAUUGGUGACAUUUUUUAUGCCAAAAUUUCUUUCUUGGAUCCAACUUAUACAAAAAAGCUUGAUUUUGUGUCUUUGUAUCUAAAAGAUGCAAGGAAUAUAGUAUAUGACUAUACUUCCCUUACUACUGCAAAUUGGGAUGGAACUGGUUUAAGGAUAGCUUUGUAGUUAAUUGAUCCCUCUCUAGAAGAUGUCAUAUAAAUUAAUAUGGUUAUUGAUGCUUCAAGGUUUAGGUUUUUAUCAGGAACUGAUUAGAGUUCUGCAAAUUAAAACUAGGUAUCAAGAUAAUUUACUGUAUAAGUAUUAAGCUAACCAUAGACUACUCCUAAAGACUAAACUACAACUCAAAAAGCAUUUUCUUCAAUAUUUGUUCUAGCAUCAUGCUUAAUUUACUUUAUUUUGCUAUUUUGA
Molecule: messenger RNA, 2316 nt
Organism: Tetrahymena thermophila SB210
Lineage: Eukaryota; Ciliophora; Oligohymenophorea; Hymenostomatida; Tetrahymenidae
Product: carboxy-terminal crystallin fold protein 10p, putative
Exons: 1
Source: RefSeq, a predicted model, not a curated record